CAUCACAAAAACUCGAAAAUAAUCAUAACAAAGAGAGGCAGACCUGGACAACGCUGUUUUUUGCCGCAAAAAAACUGAAUACAUUAACCGGACGAUGCUGAAGUGAGUUUUCACCGAUUAAAUUGUUAUAGAGAGUGCGGCGUAGAAGUCAUUUUGACAGAAACCAUGAAGCGACUUUUCAAAAGGCGCAGCUCUGAUCCGAAUCCUCAGCUAGAGAGCCUAUCGACUCUUUCAGAAAAUGAUGGUACUCAGACAACUAAAACCCGCGUUCCCAGCACCGAGAGUGUUGGACCUUCCAAACCGAAUCUUUCAACUUGGGGAAAAGCUUGGGAAAAAUUAAAGCGCGGCGAUUCUGCGGAAUCGUUACCGGGCAAUUCGAAACGUCGUCAUUGCUCGCCGCUUAAGAAACAAACCAACGAUUCGGCAUUAGCCGAUUCGAAAGGAGACAUGACGUUUUCCGAAAUCGACGUUAAAAAGGUGUACGACAUGUACAGGAACACUAACAACGCUAAUCCUACUAAGAAAACUGAUAAGUCUUUCAAAUCGCGUAAAUCUAAAUGCGUCUCCGAUAAUAUAGAGUUAAGUCAGCAGCAGUUCUUAGAUUACUUGCUUCUGAUGAAACCGAAUUCGGAAAAUUUGGACAAGAUCUUCGAUGACGACAAAGUAACCGCGUCGCAGAAACUUUCCAGUUUAAGUGAGGAAAAGAUCCCGCGAAGAUCGCGAUUGAGGUCAUUUUUCUCCAAACGAUCUUCAAGCAAAUCAGACGACGAAGCCGAUAUCAGCUACAAAAGUAAUCAAAAAUCUUCUUCCACUGAUAGUUUGACGGGGUUGCUCAACUAUAUUAUCCCCAAACGGUUAACCAGGUCUCCGAAAGUCAAACCCAAAUUUCAAUGCGACGAAAGCGGUUAUGGCAGCGACUCUACCAAAGCAGCCAGCAUCGAUUCACCGAUAGGAUCGAUAAAAUCACAAACCAGUAACACUACGGAUUCAGAUCUGGAUAAAACGUUGGAGAACAAAUUUUACAAUGAAGACACGGAUACAGCUGACGAGGACUGCGAAACGACUUAUAAUUUUAGCAAAUUUUACGCUAGAAGCCCGACAAAAAAUUACUCGGCCAAGAAACGACCCAGAUCUCAAUCCAGGGAGGACGAGGAAGCAGAGUUAAGAAUGAAAAGACCGAGUGUAAGACUGAAGCGAUCACCAAGCAAAGCCGAGAAGCUGAAGAUGUCAAUCGAAGACCUCAGCCAAACAUGUUACGACAAAUUUAGGAACCUCAAACUGAAUAACGAAUACACUUGCGAAACCACACAGAAAAUAGAGACAGGCAGCGUGCUAGAUAAGGAAUAUAAAUGCGUGAGGUUAAGGAUGGCUGAUAAUGACGUGGUUGGUAUUAAAAUAUCCCCUAACUAUGGACGAAAUUCGACUUCUACCUACACGAUUUCGGAAAUUCUCCCCAAUUCAGCAGCAAUUAGGAAUAGUAAUUUGGAAAUUGGAGAUGAAAUCGUGAAAAUAAACGGAAUUAGAAUGAGAGGAUUGCCCUACUCCUCGGUACUAAACCACUUGGUGCCGAUUCGUGGUGAAAUGGAACUGGUAAUCUCGCGCCUGCCCCCUCAGCCAGCCAAGCCGAAAAAGAGGAACAACUCCUUUACGUCUUUUUUGACAAGGGGCGGCACAAGAAUAUCGAAAAAAGACAAAAAAGAAAAUCGGGCAGUCGGAAAAACCAGCUCCGAGUGCAAAAUACCAAAAUCGGUGGGACUUUCCGACAUACUGAACGACAGAGAAACUAAGUUAUCGUUCAAUGAAAAACCUGACCCUAUCAGGAAUAAUAUUGGUUUAAGUACCAGUGACAAUAACGCUAAUCGCGUGGGGAUGAGAAAAUUUUCGAUAUCUUCGCUAGCUUCUACUCGCCCCAUUGGUAAACCGAUCCAGAUACCAACGACGCGGGUUAAAAUGGGGGACAAAACUCUGACGUUCUUGAAAGGCCCCGGCCAAAAAUCCCUAGGCUUCUCUAUAGUUGGAGGAAAAGACUCUCCUAGAGGUCCAAUGGGGAUAUAUGUGAAAACCAUUUUUAAACAGGGACAAGCAGCUGAUUCGGGAAUUUUAAAAGAAGGUGACGAAUUGUUAUCCAUUAAUGACCAUUCUUUCCAAGGCUUGUCGCAUUUGGAAGCGGUGGCACUGUUUAAAAACAUAAAAUUCGGUACAGUAACUAUGGAAGUAGCGAGUAGGCAUCCGUUUAAACUUUUUUCUAAUUCUCUAUAGUUUAUAUUUAUUACUAAUGUGUAUUUUCGAAUAUUAUUUGAAAUGCGUUAACCGACAGGUGCGAUAUUUAAUUAAUUAACGGAAUAUUGUUAAUCAACACGGGAUAAUAAAAAUUUAAUAGAACAAAAACAAGAGAAAAGAAAAAAUAAGUUAUUUUUUUGAAUUAUUUCAUUGAGAAUCAUAAAUCUUAUUUAGGGCGUAAAUUUUCUUAAGGUUUAAUAUUUGAAUUGUCUUUUGAGUGUUGCCUUUAAUUUUGUUAGAUUCUUGUUUUAGGAAUUUUUAAUAUUCAGACUACUACAAACAGAAAGUUCCUAAUACUGAAUAAUUUAUAAUUAAACCAGUGCAAAUUCGAUAUUGGUUUUCUCAGUUGUAGAAUUUUCGCGUAAAAUUUCACAAUUCUAAACGGCCCACCUGCUUCUUCUGACAAAUUUAAAUGACGAUUCAUAUAAAAAAAAUAUGAAAUAUAUUUGUACAUAGUCGACCGGUUUAACUUCGAUCUAACCUAUUUUUAGGUUUUGGUAUCAAUAACGAUUAACUAAUUGCAAAAUAAUAAACGAUGACAAUAAAGUUCUUCUGUUGUCUGUAUUUUGCAACAGAACAACCGCAAAUAGUUUCAACUGGAGAAUUUUAUUAACACUUAAUACUAGGUUCCCUAAAUAUUAAAAUUAAAAAUCGAUGCAUUUUUUAAACUUCUUACAUAUCCGAGUCCACGUCAAGGAAAUAAAAUAAAGUUCAUGGGUCUCGAGCAUGUUGACGAGAGAUAACCACGCAUUUCCAAGAUGUGAGAGGCCUAUUUACUCAAAAAUACUUUGACAUUCAAAAGCGUCGUACCAAAAUAUCUGCAUAUUUCAAAUUCUCGCAAACGUUUCUCAUUCAGCGAACGAAAAUAACGAAGGUUUCAGAUGGCAAUUCGCGGAGCAAAUACGACCUUCCAAAUAACCUUUUUUAACGUUCAAUGCAUCCCGAUUGUUAAAAAAAGUUCUAACUUCAUUAAAUUUAACAUCCCAAGCUUUCAAAAUGUACUUACUAAUUAUAUAUACAAGUUUACUUAUAUUCAGUAUAGUACUAAUAUAAAGUUUUGGGCAUUCUGUAUGGGAUUCGACACGCUUUGAAAUGGUUCUCGAAAAUAUUUUUAGGGAUUUGAAGUUAAGAGUGUACCGAAUUAAAAUUAUUCCUGAGUGUGAAAACUUUACGGCUUUUAUGUUCAAAUUGUUCGUUCGUUCGUAUAUAAUUAUAAAUUUUCAUGUAUAUAUAGUUUGUAAAUUCGGAGUUUUUGUUUAAUUUUCGCAUUGCAAUUUUUGUAAAUUACAAACACCAUAAACGUUUAAUAA
This is a messenger RNA of Cylas formicarius (sweet potato weevil), 3590 nucleotides long. RefSeq names its product PDZ domain-containing protein 2-like. The record is from RefSeq and is a predicted model, not a curated record. NCBI's taxonomy places the organism in Eukaryota, Metazoa, Arthropoda, Insecta, Coleoptera, Brentidae. Gene Ontology annotation, molecular function: protein binding. The transcript has 5 exons. The coding region runs from base 166 to 2259 and encodes 697 amino acids.